Molecule: messenger RNA, 1962 nt
Organism: Chaetomium globosum CBS 148.51
Lineage: Eukaryota; Fungi; Ascomycota; Sordariomycetes; Sordariales; Chaetomiaceae
Exons: 2
Coding region: 1-1962 (653 amino acids)
Source: RefSeq, a predicted model, not a curated record
AUGGCGAGCGCUGUCAAGAAGCCCCCGGCAACAGGCCGCGAGACCCCCACAGGAACGCCCCAACGACCGGGUCAGAGAGCUUCGACACCGACGUCGGCCGGUAGUCCAGGCGCCGCUGGCGUUGCGCGGACUCGCUCGACCCGCACUGGAACUCCCGUCUCGGCACGCGCGGCCGCCCACCAGAGACGCGAGUCGAUGCUGAGCAACGGCCCUACAAUGAACGGCAGGGGCACUAACUCGCCGGACAUCGACCGCGAAGAGGCCAUUCGCGCCGAGACGGUAGCCAUAAUAGACGACCUCAAGGAGCGGCUGGCCAAGGCCGAGUCCGGGUUCGAGUCCUACAAGCGACAGACCGAGGUGAUGCAGAACAAGUUGGACGAUGCGAUGAAGGAGCAAGCCAAGUUGGAAGAGAAGGUUCACGAGAGCGAUGAGCAGAUUGAAUCCCUCAGGAACGAGAAGCGCGAGGCCGCGCGGCAGAUGCGGGAAAUGGAGACCAUUUACGAGGGGGAGCGGAGCGCCAUGAUGAAGGAGAAGGACGACAUGGCCAACCGCGAGGAGGAGAUGCAAACCGUCAUCCAGAGACUCAAGGACAGUCUGGCACAGAGGAACCUCGACGAGGACCGACCAACAAGACAAUCGGUGAACAGCUCGCCAAGCAUCGACAACGGCAGUUUCGCUCCCCCGAGCUCGAUCCAGCGCAGCGACUCCCGCAACAACUCCAAGCUCCUGUUGCAAAAGGAUAAGGUGAUCGAGUCGCUGAGGCUCGAGCUUGCCGAGGCGCAGCUCAAGCUGGUCGAGUCGCAAAACAAGGACGGCGGUCGGUUGCAGGAUGUUGAGCGCCAGCUUAUGGAAGCGCGCGUCGCCAAUGCGAGGUUGAUGGAAGACAAUGAGAGCUACCAACUUCUGCUCCAGGAUAGGACUCUCAAGGGGGAUUUCGCCACCAACGACUUCAGCUAUUCGGCCGCGUCGGCGAACCAAGAUGCACUCGCUGCGCUCGAGGGACGGGCCAGCGGCACCAGUCUCGCCGACGAACUUUCGGGCGUCAACGACGACCAUGCCCCGGAACACGACCCCGAGCAAAGGCUCCUGGAGGCGGAGUUGAACAAGGUGAAGGAUCAGAACAAGGCCCUAACUCUCUACAUCAACAAGAUCAUUGAGCGGCUGUUGGAACACCGAGGCUUCGAGCACAUUCUCGACCAAUCCAACGACUUCAAAGGCGCGCCAGACACCGACAAGGACCUCCCGCCACCGCCUCCCCCCAAGCCCACCGCCUCGGGCGCCUCCCUCCUCCAGCGCGCCAAGUCCAUGGCCAUCGGCAGCGCCAGCACCGCAGCCCCUAGGCCCAAGCCCCGCCCCAUGACCUUCAUGCCGUCCGCCAACCUGCCCUCGGCUCUCAGCAACCCGGACACGGCGCCCAGCAUUCCCAUCGGCCUGUCCCGCACGACCAGCACCCGCCGCAGCAGGCCCAUGAGCGACCAAUACACCAACCUCCCCGGCGCCGCCAGCAUCGUCAACGCCAUGUACAAGGGCCCCUCCUCCUCAGACGGCCCGCUCUCCCCCUCGCUCCGCUCCAGCCAGAACUUCUUCCUCCCGCAAGGCGCCGGCAACCGCAACAGCAGCGGCGGCGGCGGCGGCAACUUCCCCGGCAUGAAGUCGGAGACGAGCAGCACCAGCGGCGACUCGGUCUCCUUCUCCACCACCACCGGCGGCGCCGACGGCCUCAGCACCCCGCCCAGCCAGGCCAGCCCCCCGCGCUCUGUCCACCACGAGAAGAACAGCACCACCUUUGCCGGCAACAAGCCCCGCCCGCUGAGGCUGGUCCAGGAGAAUGUCGAGGCUACGGCCGCGGCCAAUGCCGCGCGCCGUCAGAGCUGGGUUGGUUGGGCGACGAGCGCGUUUGGGAAGAAGGAGGAUACUAGUGCGGCGGCGGGGGCCGGGAUUGCCGAGGUUAUUCGGGAGUGA